AUGCCUCUCAACGUUGUAACCCCAGCUGAACCGAAGGACCCUUCGAAUAUUUACAAGUUUAAUUUAAAUGAAACUUACUCUGGAGACGUGGAAGGAAUUCUCGUUUUAUGCCUUUUAGCAAUUCUUCUUGGCAUAUUUUUCAAGGUCAUCGAAAUCAUUUUUGUUGUCAUUUUCGUGCUGAUUUCAAUAUACCUAACCGCGCGGAAUGGAGAAAUAAACAUCAUGUCGAUCAUGCCGAUGAUAAUAAUGGUCGUGAUGACGUCGGGCAUGACAUGGCUUCAGCAAAAGACUCUUAACAAAAGACAACUGAGCAAGUUCGAGAUUUGA
Plasmodium fragile is the source of this 327-nucleotide messenger RNA. RefSeq lists its product as uncharacterized. The transcript has 4 exons. The coding region runs from base 1 to 327 and encodes 108 amino acids. Lineage: Eukaryota; Apicomplexa; Aconoidasida; Haemosporida; Plasmodiidae. The record is from RefSeq and is a predicted model, not a curated record.